UAGGUACCUAUAUAGUUUUCGCCAUUUUUCGGUUUUGUCAAACGGGUUUAGAAAAUUAAUUAUUCAUAAAUUUCAAUGACAAUUAUAUUACCUGUUCGUCAUAAAAUGAACUUGGAAGGCGCGAACAGGUUUCAGUAAGGUUUCAGUACUACAUUAGGAAAUAGCGUUUGAGUUCAAGUUCGUUAUAUAGAGUACUAGUUGAAUGUAAUCAUUUAGAAAUAGAUUUAAUUAAAUCUGAAUAAUAUUUUAUAUAUAUUUUGUGGUUAGUUAUAAGUGUCGAUAUAAAGGGGGAAAUACAUAAAAUAGAAUUGAGUAUGUCUAUUUUACCAGUACUUCUUGUACUAUCUGGACUACUGUACGAAGUAUAUGGGGCACCAAUGCCGGAUGUACAAGCUAGUGGAUCUGUCAGUGGAACGAUCCCACCUUUAAUCACGUUUAAAGAUGGUAAUGUAGGAGUGAAUUUUAUGGGAUUUAAAGCAUCUGCCGGUUUGGGGGGACUGCUGAACGGUGAUGCCACCCAAGGGGGGCUCCAUGCCGAAGCUGAGACUCCAUUUGGUCAAAGGGCUGGUGCAGGUCUAGGAGGCAGAGUUGGACCAGAAGGUAGAUCUGUUGGAGGUCUGUAUGCAGGAGCUACAGCGGGUGGUGGUGUAGGUGCAGCUGCCGGAAUUGGAGGUUUAACAGAAGAAGGUGGAGCAGCAGGAGGUUCUUUUGCUACAGCUUCCGCCGGAGGAGCCUCAAAAACAGUAGUCAAAGAAAAAGUCAGCGGAUCGGGUGCCGCUGGAGCAUCAUUCUCUGGAUCUCUCAACAUUGGAAAUGUAGUACCAGCCUCUCAAGUUGAACUAGAAAUCGAAGAAAAACCUCUUCCUCCUCCUAAAAAGACCUACGUCGAACGUACUGUGAUUCCAAACUACGUGGAAAAGACAAUCCAGGUGCCAUCAUACGUAGAAAAGACUAUUAGAGUACCAACGGUGAUUGAAAAAAGAGUGAAGGUACCAGCUCCACCUACAGUGAUAGAAAAGGAAGUUGAAGUGCCUGAACCAGUGGUACCAAUAACUUCAACGAAAUUUGUUCAUAAAGAAGUAGUUCCGAUCGAACAAAAUACCAGAGUGAUUACGAAAACCAAAACCAAAAUUCGAAGACGUCCUGGAUGGUAUUUUUCGAAAUAUUACAACUAUAACAGCGGAGAGGCUCCAUACUAUGGAGGUGUAGCUGCAACUGGUGAUGCCUAUGCAGCACCUAGCUACGGUGGUCAGUACUCAGCUACUUACACCAAAAGCUACAAUACCGGUAACUUGUUUCGAAAUAUUUUUAAUAUUCCAAUUGUAACCUUGGGAGCUGUCAGUGACCUUGUGAGCGGUGUUGCGGGAAGCGGAUCAUUGGCUGUAUCUAAAUCAUACUCUUAUUAGUUUAGUUUUUGGAUGAAACUUUUGCUCAAAAAUUUACAAGUUUGUAAAUGGUAUUUAUAAAUGCUCGUAGGAGAUUAAUUCGUAAUAAGAAGCCAGUAAUUUUUUUUAAAUAAAAUAUUUUCAUUUUAA
Messenger RNA from Sitophilus oryzae (rice weevil), 1535 nucleotides. Its product is annotated as merozoite surface antigen 2. The transcript has 8 exons. Bases 315 to 1406 code for a protein of 363 amino acids. The record is from RefSeq and is a predicted model, not a curated record. NCBI's taxonomy places the organism in Eukaryota, Metazoa, Arthropoda, Insecta, Coleoptera, Curculionidae.